Messenger RNA from Chaetomium strumarium, 575 nucleotides. RefSeq lists its product as uncharacterized. The record is from RefSeq and is a predicted model, not a curated record. The transcript has a single exon. NCBI's taxonomy places the organism in Eukaryota, Fungi, Ascomycota, Sordariomycetes, Sordariales, Chaetomiaceae. The coding region runs from base 98 to 493 and encodes 131 amino acids.
UGGUCGAGGCUCGGGUUCGGCGGCACCCGCGCCUCGACUUCCCAGCCGGGAGGUCAUGGGAAGCGGAGAUCGGAAGCUCAUAGUUACUUAGUACUGUAUGAGGACACCCUCGGCACCAACGCUCUGGAGCACGCUUUGGUGGUUUCCAUCCCCAAGACAGUGCCGAAUUGGGCCUCUGCCGUGGACCUGCCUCGUCACUCGUGCAUACCACUACGAGGGGGAGUGCCUCUCAGCAGCAUCACUCUGUACAUCUCACCUUCCGUUCACGGCAUGGUGGUGCGUUCGGGAGACGCGCAUUAUGGCUGGCGGUAUCAACUCCUCUCGCAAGCCUGCAACGGCCAAGUGCCCCAUCAUCCUGUUCAUUACACCAGCCUGGCCAAUGACUCCGUCCAGAUGCGUGAUCGAGUCUGCGCCCUGUCAAGCACAACAGCGUGGGCGGAUCCAUCUGCUGCGCGCUGGCGUCCUGCAGCAUCGAAUCUGCAGGCGCCAGUAAACAGGUUGGCGAUCAUAGCAUCAUGGCUUGUAAGGAUGAAAGUGCAAUGAGCCGUGUCCUUGUUCCGUCAUGUUCCCCCUUU